CCCCCCCGGUUAGCCUUGAUUAUCGCACGGUAAAGUUGCUGUAAGUGAAGUGAGCGAAGUCUCACAACGGCUCGCCGUCAUGUUGAUAAUGUGAAGCGGUCUGUGAAAGCCUCAGUAUAGCACCACACGGCAGAUAUAUAACCGAGAGAACCACUUUAAGCAUUCCUAAUCACAUAUCCAACAGUUUAACUCGGAUCCUGGCCGGAAACGCACCACCUCCUGCAAUAUUAUGACCUCGCAGGAGCCGAGCUGGGUGAUAAGCUGUAACAGAGCACUAGAGUGAACACGGAUCCGCACUCGGACCAUGAAAAUGUAUGUCUGGAUAACGCAAACCAUCGCUUUUGCAUCCUUCGUUCUGUCUUGGGCUGAAACCAUCGAAAGCUACGGAGAGAUUUGUGAAAAUCUUUGCUCUUGCGAGGAGAAAGACGAAAUACUGGUGGUGGGUUGUGAAAACAGCGAGAUUAUCAGCCUCCUCCAGAUCAGCCCGCCGCGGUUCUCUGUCUAUCAUCUCUUUCUAACCGGGAAUCUGCUCCACCGACUGUACUCGAACGAGUUUAUUAAUUUUACUGGGGUUUCUAUUCUACAUCUGGGUGGCAACGAGAUCCAGGACAUCGAACCGGGCGCUUUCAACGGGCUGCGAGCGACCAAGAGGCUGCACCUCAAUAAUAAUAAAUUGGAAGGGAUACGAGAUGAUACUUUUUCUGGACUGGAGAAUUUGGAAUACCUCCAGCUAGAUUAUAACUACAUCAGCUCGAUCGAAGCCGGCUCUCUCAGUAAACUGCACAUGCUGCAAGUCCUGAUCCUGAACGACAAUCUCCUCAGCAGUUUACCUAGCAACAUCUUCAAGUACGUCCCUCUCACCCACCUCGACUUGCGAGGCAACAGGCUCAAGAUGUUACCCUACGCGGGGCUUCUGGAGCAUAUGGACAGGGUGGUCGAGCUGCAGUUGGAGGAAAACCCCUGGAACUGCACUUGCGAGCUCAUCGCCCUGAAAGCUUGGCUGGAGAGCAUUUCUUACACGGCCUUGGUCGGGGAGGUUGUUUGUGAGACGCCUUUCCGGCUCCAUGGCAGGGACCUAGACGAGGUCGCCAAGCAAGAGCUCUGCCCCAGGAGAAUGAACAUGGACUCCGAUUGGAAACCUGUGCCCCCUUUGACUACACAUGGCUAUUUCUACACUACCCCAGCGCCGGCAACGUCCUUCAUCACUUCAUCGCCUGUGUCAAAGUUCCCAGCCAGGGCCCCAAAAGGCACUCGCCUCCCCAAAUUACCACGUAUGCGCACCACCUCCAAGGGACCCUCCUUAAAGGAAGGAUACAACUAUGGACCUAUUUUCGCCUAUCAGACCAAGCCUCCCGUGCCUUUAGUGUGCCCUCGCCAAUGCACGUGUAACAUGCAGAUCUCCGACCUCGGUCUUAACGUAAAUUGCCAGGAAAGAAAGAUCGAAAGAAUAUCCGAGUUGGAGCCAAAGCCCUACAAUCCCAAAAAAAUGUACCUCACAGGGAAUUACAUCCUGACCGUGCGACGCUCCGAUUUCUUUGACUCGCCCGGAUUAGAUUUAUUACAUCUUGGUAAUAAUAAGAUAACCGUGGUGCAGGACCGUGCUUUUAUGAAUCUGACAAAUUUGCGCCGACUUUAUCUCAAUGGUAAUUGCAUCGAACGGCUCACUUCAGAAAUAUUUUACGGGCUGCGAAGUUUGCAGUACCUCUACCUAGAGUACAAUGCCAUUAAAGAGAUAGUGUACGGCACCUUUCGGCCGGUGCCCAAUUUGCAGCUCCUCUUUAUAAAUAACAACCUGCUGAGGGUUUUCCCCGGGGGUAUCUUUCUUGGUUUGAAUUUGACCAGGCUCAGUUUGAGGAGUAACCGUUUCACCUCCCUGCCUGUGGUUGGAGUCCUCGAGCAACUGAAAUCCCUAAUACAGAUCGAGUUGUACGAAAAUCCAUGGGAUUGUACGUGUGAUAUAGUGGGCAUGAAGCUUUGGCUGGAGAGGUUUAACACUGGGACUCUUAUAAAUGAUGUCAUCUGCGAAUCGCCCAAAAGAUUCGCAGGGAAAGACCUGCGAACGAUUAAAUCCGAUUUAAUCUGCCCCGAUUACUCAGAUAUAGUGGUGUCGACUACGAGCCCCUCCGUUACCCAGUCCACAGAGGCACCCACCACCGCAGCCACCCCACUUCAGUACAUCACGGACACUGGUUCUGUGCCGCUCUCUGUCCUUAUCCUCAGUUUGCUUCUGGUUUUCAUCACAUCCGUGUUCGUCGCCGCUGGCCUCUUCGUGGUGGUGAUGAAACGUCGAAAAAAGGCCCAAAGUGACCGGGCCAGCACUAACAACUCGGACGUGAGCUCUUUCAACCUCCAAUACAGUGUUUAUAGCCACAGGUCGGCUCCCAAGGCCAAGGGUCCAGCCAGUCAAGUGUAUGAGUACAUCCCCCAGCCUCUGGGACACAUGUGCAAGAACCCCAUCUACAGAUCGAGGGAAGGCAAUUCAGUGGACGACUACAGGGAUUUACAUGAGCUGAAAGUCGCCUACAGAAGCCAACCAGAGGAGGAAAGGGAGAACCAGCUGAGAAGCCCCACAUACAGCAUCAGCAUCAUAGAACCCCAUGAGGAGAUCUCCCCUGUGCAAGAUGUAGAUCAUUUCUACCGUGGGAUUUUAGAACCCGAAAAGGUGUCACCCAGUGGGAACAGUGUUGACUAUAAAUAUGGUAGCCCACCAAACUAUAAUUACUCACCAAACUAUGAAGUUAGACGUCAAUAUUUACAUCCAGAAAGGAUGAGGGAGACGGUGCUCUAUGGGGCACCCAGUAAUUUAUAUGCUGAGCAAAUUAGAAAUGACUAUCUGGAACUGAAGGCAAAGCUUCACGUCGAGCCGGACUACCUCGAAGUUCUCGAAAAACAGACCACGUGCAGUCAGUUCUGAGCCAGAGAGUUGUUUGUAUACAGUAUUUAUUUAUAAUUAUCUGUUUUUUUUCUCUCUCUGGUUAGCGUAAAUGUUUGAGGUGAAAGUGCCUUGGCACCAGAUUGUCACCUUGAAUGGAUAUUUGAACAAGGGGUGUGCAGCACAAACACAUGUCCACUGAAACAUUUGAAUUUGCUAGGAUCAAGAAAGUUCAACUGAAGGUUGUCCUGGUGAUAUGAUGGCAGUAGGCAUAAGUAAUCGUUUUGGGUGUUACUGCUUCUAAAGGGACAUUGUAGUCUUUCUUAUUAUCUUUUGGGAAACAAUAUAGUUUUUACUAAAGUGGCAGUACAUCUAAGCGUGCUAGUAAGAUUGCUGUUUCUCCACAACACAUUUAUUCAAGUUGAAUAUUUUAGUUACAACAUAGACCCGGCGAACUAUUUCUAAUCAAAACAAAAUUUACCCGGGAGUUACCUCUCCAACCAAAACAUUUUGCUUAUUCCUAGAUGACAUCAAAAAUAGCGCAUGAUGUACAGAAAUCCAUCAGUACAUUGCAUUUUUGCUGCAGGACAUUAUAUACCUGUUGCAGUGGAUCUCUGUGUGUUUUAGAUGAUGUACAAUGCACAGUUUUGAGUUUGGUUCUAGCUUCAGCCGUCUUUAUGAUUAAGAUCAAAUUGGCCUUCCAGCAAACUUUCAAGAGACUAGCACACCCCUGAUUUUAGUAUGAAGCUCUUAUUCUUUAAGUGGAUGUCUUUGUAUGCAUUCUGCACUUUUAAAUUCGAAAGAGACCUCAGGGUCUUUAAUAUUCAUCUCAGAGUUGCACAAAUCAGUGUGUGCACUGGGGCCAUGCAGGGCUAUAUGAUGGAUUGUACAAAACUGUAUGUAAUGUCUGUACCCUUGUAAAGAAAAAGAACUGAAAGGGUUAGUUAUAUUGCACCACUAGGUGUUCAAACUGGCUAUUUGUGUGGCAUAUUUUUUUUACAUACAAUAUAUAGUUUAACAAAAAUAGAAAUUAUAAAGGCAGUUGAAUUUUAAAAAAAUGGCAAAUUGUUUUCAGUGGCUAUUAAUUAAACAAAGCCAAAUAAAAAAAAACAUUAAAAAGCAUUUGUCAGAGAGCAGCAUUUUAACAGGGUUUACCAUUACUCAUUUUAACCAUUUGUUAUAAUGGAAUUGCAUUCUUUAACUGAACCAGAUUUCUGCCAAGAACUAGCUGCAACUAGAAUAUCUGAUUUUGGGGUCAGCAUGAUGAUGCAUUGAUAAAGCAAUUUUUUGUAAAAGAAACAGUCAGAAUAAGAUCUGGAAUUGUGUUUGAACUGAUUGCAUUAACAUCCCCAGUAGAGGUCUCUACAAAUACAUGCCAUUAGCUGGUCAGUAUUUAUUCAGUAAUUUUCUCUAUCAAUUGGUUUUACUCUUUAAAAAAGGUCAUCACCUUGCACUCAUAUGACAGGGAUUCAAAUAGUUUGGCACCCCUCAAUACUCCACACCAAAUUCAUUUGGCUUGAUUGAAAAUCUUAAUUUUCAUAAAACUGCUGUGGUAUUUAAAUGUUGUUUCAUCAUUCACCACAAUUUUCACCCAGAUAAAGUGUGUGAAUUGAUAUUGAGUUAAUUUAAUGCAUUAGAUGGUGUACAGCAUCUUCAUGAACUGCUGUAAAGCAGGUUUUUAUUUUACUCUGUUUUACAUUUAUUUAUUUAAAAUCCAUUACUUUUCUGAGAAAUUUGACUAACAGCAGAUAUACCUCAAGUACUUCAGCCAGAAAACAUGUUGAUGAAAUGCUCACAGAAAUCUGUCAAAUAAAUUUGUUUCUCAUGGAAAUUUCAUAUGAAAAGCAGUACUUAAGUCUAUGAGAAAUCAAAGCCACAGUGAUGUCUCAAAGGGUUUUGGAGUUGUGGAAGUUAUUUCAUUAAAAUAUUAUCUGAUUUUUUUAAACUGUCAUAUCUAAUGUUUUUCCCUGAUUAAAUUAUUCUAAAGGUUCAGUGAACCAUUCUCACACAUGCUUUUCAUAAAUAAAUAAUUAUCAAGCUUAAGCAGGAGCCAGGCCUAUGUUUGUGGAAAUUAAAUAUCAGGAUAAUAGAAAUUUAUUGUUACUUCUGUAAUCUUUACUUUCUUUUACUGCCCAAUUACAGAGGAUAAAAUGUAGGUAGAAAUUUCUUGGAAAUAAUAAUUUUGUUGCAGAUUGGCAGACGCAUUCUCUUUGCUUGGCCCAAGUGGAAUACAGCAGCAUAUAAAGAAAUCCAGACUUUAUCCUCUCAUUCCUGAAAAUAUUACCGCAGUUUCCAGAAACACUAACUGUAUCUCACAUAUAAAAUCACAGUAUUUAUUCUGUUCCUUUUCUUGGUUGGUUUUAUCAACUUUGGUGCAAUAAAACACAACAUAUUUAUAGCAUCCUCACCAGAGGUAUUGUUCAAAUUAAUAAAUCACAAUGUAUGUUUCUUAAAGGAGGAAGAGUUUUGAAUGUUCUUUUUAUUUAUUUUAAGAUGACUGUAGGAAUUUACCUCAUUCAUUAAAAUCAUCACUGGCAACCUUAUUAUCUCCAUAAUUCAGAUAGGGUAGAGCAUUUGAAUUAUUGAAUUACUAUUCUCAGCAGACGAAUGAAUGCUUAAUGCUUUGAAUUCCAAGUUGCACCCAAUAUCAUUUCUGUUUUAUGUUCAUAAGACAUGCAAUUAUUUAAAAUAACAUUUUAAUUAUUAUGCUCCAAAUAUUGCUAGAGCCUGCUGUGCACCAUUAGACCUUUUACUGCAUUCUUAAGCUCAGAAGAUUUUUUUAAACCAUAACUUGUAUGAUCUGAUAAUGCUGCAGCAAGGUCAAAGAGGCAUCAGGAACCUGGGAAAGCAAUGGGAUUAUUGUCCAGCUCCUUAACCAAUCAAAUCAAAGAAGUGAUUAAGUAUCAGAAUAUAUGGCACGGAAAGAAAAAAAUGAGUUAUAGUCAAAUCAGUUACCAAAAGAGACAUAGAUUGAGAAGGAAGGACUGGAUUCAGAGAAAGAGAAAAGGAGACAAAAGAGUAAAAUAAGGACAAAAAAAACACAAUUAUUUUAAUUUUUAAAAAACUUUAAAAAGCUGUCAAAGUUUACAAAAACUCCAAAGUUUAAACUGUUUGUUUUCUGCCAAAUAAAAUUGUUAUUACAAAGUCCUUAUGCUAGUUCUUAUGAACCAUAACUUACUGUGGCAUAUUUAAUAGGUAACCCAUCAGCAAACCCAGCAAGUUCAUCAAAAUAAAGGAGAACUUAAAGGUAAGAUCCCAUUUGUUUGAAGCAAACAGAAGACUAACGUUAAUCAACCAACAAAUUAUGAAAAUUGCUUCUGACCGAGAAUUUUGUUGCCAGAUUUACACAUUAAUAAUAAGAUGCCCUGACAGCACAUAAUUACUUUUCCAGCCAGAUCUGCCCUAACCAACAUACUGGUGAAAUAGGGAAAAACGAGGAUACAUGAAACUGAAGUCAACAUUUGAAUUUAUUAGGAGGUGCUCUGAAUAUAUAUUUAUUUCACCACACUUACAUUUUCUGGGAAGUAUAUAUGUGCAGUGUUCCAUCUUUGAACUCUAUGCAGGUCAAGUGAAUGUACAGAAUUGAUUUUCAGAUUCAAUAACCACAAGGACAUAGCCCUUAAACCUAUAUAGUUUGCUUGGUAAAGAAGCAUGGUUCCCAACUAUAUAGCUUAGUCUUUCCACUGAACACUUCAAUGAACCAUCUUACAAACAUAAUCAUGGCAAUCUGUUCUAGUUUCUAAUCUUUCACACAAUCCUAUUAAUACAUUUAUUUAAUAACAUUGAAAAUAAAGGAUAAAAUCACAGCUUGAAGUAUUUGUUUCAUAUACAAAGUUUCAUACAUUAAAUUUGAUACAAGAUUGCUUUCUCCUAAAUUGAAAUGGAUAUUUUUCUUAACAGUUUUACAAGGACAUCUUCAAUAUGUUUACCAAAAAACAAAUAAACCUUCCUUAAUCUAAAAUGCAGUUAAAAACAUAUUUUAUGUAACUAUAAUGUGGUUCAAUGGAAACUAAGCAAAUAAAUUGAAAACAUAGAAAUCAGAUGUGCGGUCUGCAGUACAACAAAUCAAAUAUUAACUGAUACUUUAUUGAAAUCUAGAUGACAAGCAUUAACGAACUUAAAAUGCUGCACACUAAUCCAGAUAGGUAUUGUUGUCCACUUAUGUAGUUAAAGGCUGAAUGGUGGACAGAUUGUUAUGUUACAGUAGAAAUAGAAUCAACCAUUAAAUUAACAGCAGAUGGUAUAAUUUAAACAUGUUAUGCAAAGUUGAAAUCGACACUGAUGAUCUUGAUCAAAAUGAUAUGUGUAUAUAUUCCUUAUUGUGUGCAAUCUUUCCACUGUUUAUUUACUAUUUAGUCUUAAACUCCAAAAGUUCACACCACAAUUAAUUAUUAUUUCCAAAGGGGUGUUGUUUUGUGAUAACAUCUGAGCUUAUGCUGGACUUUGCAGAAAUUUACUUGCUGAGUCAGGGUGCAUAUCAUGCUUUGCAACACAAAUAAAUAGUCAUAAAAUAGUUAACUAUUUCAUAGCCAGAUUCCCAUUUCUUUUAUUUCUGACUAAUUGAAAAAGUUACUAAUUGAUAACCAACACAUCAAUAUUGAAAAGUAGGUAACUGUGAUUUGUUUCAUUUUGUGAUUAUCAUCUUUUAUAUUUUUAUUACUUCACAUUGACUAUGAUGCCCACUGUUUAGUUGCUAAAAACAUGAAAAGCAUAGAGCGAGCAGUGGUGAUGAGGCAGACCAGGUGAACUUACUCUCUGGGAUGUUUGUGGAACAGUUGUUUGUCUCUCUGAUUUGCUCAAUUGUUCUGUCUUAUCUUAAAGUUACAAUAUGGUACAAUAUAUUAAUCUGCUAACUUUUAUUAUUAAAGGACAAAUCUAAUAAUAACUUAACUCAAAUUAAAUCUUUAUAUAAUUUAGUGUUACGUAUGUAUACGACUUCUUGUCUCAAUGAUCAUUUUAAUGAAUUUGAUUUAUAGUUUACACAUGUUCAUAAACUGUAAAAAAAAGCUCUGCAGAGACCAGUAAUUAGUCCAAAAUGUACACCCAUACAUAAUGCCAUGUAAUGCAAAGAUUCCCAUGAAUAUCAACUGCAAUUAUUGAGUCUAUUCUACUGAACUGAGCAAGAAAAUGGACACAAAAAUAGUGUAAUUAAAAGAAAUCAACAGCUUUGCCCCACUGCAUAUCACCUUUUACACCUUUCAGUACGUAACUUAAGUAUUCACUCCACUGAAAAUCUUUUGUUUUUUUUUCCAUUUACAGAAAGGUAACAUUUAGGGCAAAAUAUGUUACAUAGAGCUUUACCAUUUUCAGUCAUCUUGAAAGGCAAAUAAAUGGUAAUGUUGUGUCAUGUAAAGUAAAAUACAAUGAUAUUUUUAUUCUGAGUUUUUCGUGGGAUGAGCAGUUUUAAACUUAAAAGUACGAACAUAAAAAACAAAAGCCUAGCUAAGUAUUUGUUUGAGUUUUUUCUCAAUGACGAGAAAUAACCACUCAGAAGAAUUCUAAGUUAGCAAAGGGAGGUAUUCUUAGUUUGGAUUUGAAGUCAGGGACCUUAUUAAUAUACGUUGUAAGAUAGAACACAGAAGAUGAAGCUACACAGGUUCCUACUGCACAUUGAUUUUUUUUAGGAUUUCAUGGAGUUGGAAGUUCUGUGUAGAUAUUUUGGAACACUGAUUCAAAUCAAAUUCUUGUGUGGAGUAUUUUAAUAAAAUCCUUAGCAUAUUUAUUUCAAAUAGAUUAAUGGCACACUAACGUUUGUUGCAAAUGUAUUAGUCAGUGAAUAUAAACAGUACCCAGAGGCAUUUUGUCUCCUGUGUUCAUUUGCAAUAUUGAAAAAUCCUUUCAAAAGUCUGAAUUUUGCUAAGAUCUAGAUUCACUACUGCAUCAUGAUGAUAUUCAGGAAGGUCAUCUCACUGACCAGAGUGAUGAGACCAUGACUGGUGACAGGGCCUCAAACCACUGGGUAUGGUGGUGACAGAGUGCAUAAAUUACCAGGCCAGUGAUUUUUGGACUAACU
Molecule: messenger RNA, 8885 nt
Organism: Pristis pectinata (smalltooth sawfish)
Lineage: Eukaryota; Metazoa; Chordata; Chondrichthyes; Rhinopristiformes; Pristidae
Product: SLIT and NTRK-like protein 5
Exons: 2
Coding region: 305-2914 (869 amino acids)
Biological process (GO): axonogenesis; regulation of presynapse assembly; positive regulation of synapse assembly
Cellular component (GO): membrane
Molecular function (GO): protein binding
Source: RefSeq, a predicted model, not a curated record